Molecule: messenger RNA, 2967 nt
Organism: Colletotrichum graminicola M1.001
Lineage: Eukaryota; Fungi; Ascomycota; Sordariomycetes; Glomerellales; Glomerellaceae
Exons: 2
Coding region: 1-2967 (988 amino acids)
Source: RefSeq, a predicted model, not a curated record
AUGAAAGCGAGCCACUAUGGACAAACUCGAAGCUUCCGCUUCGGCGCGUGGUCAUACUUGGGCCCCGAGCUCCAACGUCAGUUGCGACGCCGUCAGCACACUAUCAAAUACAAGUACAUGGAGUCGAUCAAUCGAAAGCUGUCUUGGGACCCAAAUUCGCGUGCUCAAGAUUCAAGAAUCGUGAUGAAGAAGAUGAUGGCACAGUGCUGGAUCAGGAACGGCCACACCCGCUCGAACGGAAGAUGCGUGAGAGAGGAUGAUAUAAAGAAGAGUGGAUCGAACAAUACUGCGGGCGCCCGGCCUGGCCAGAACAUAGAGGAUGUUGAGCGAAGCGCCAUCAAUUCUCUCUUUACCGGCAAGCGCGCUGGACCGUACGAGUAUGACUUGUGGCAGAGCCCUCUGCAGAACAUUCGCAACUAUCUCGGGAGCCAGAUCAGAAACAAGUCAACGGCCUCCAUCAGCAGAGAUGUCCACUCUGAAAUUGACCCCAUCACAAACAGAAAGAUUCACUCGUCACAUAUACCCCAAUCUGUCUUUGACAACUCUUCAAAGAAGGACGCUCAAGAACCCUUCUUCCCAGAUGGGGUUCCACCCGCUGACGAGCUCAAGCACUAUGGCAAUGUCACAGUUGACAGUGCCCCCUGGGCCGACGCCGGCUCCACCGGUGGAGUUGCGGGGACCCCGCAAUAUGCGGAUCUCGACAAGUACAAGCCAGUCAUGGAUGAGAAGCUUGACGCUCUAGAGCUUUCCGGAAAACCGCCAUACGACGACCUGGCAAAGUACAAGCCAGUAGGCCUCGAUGAGAUUGUGGAAGAGUCGGUCUCCGUUCCCAAAUAUGAGGAUCUUGGCAAGUAUUCAGACCUGGAUAAAUAUGGCCCAAUCAUGCACAACGAGAAGAAAGUGGUUGAAGAGACGCAACCCUAUGACGACCUACACAAGUACCGCCCGGUUAUGCACAACGAAAAUGCACAAGUCCCGGAGGCACUCGAACGGUAUUCAGACCUGGAUAAAUAUGGUCCAAUCAUGCACAACGAGAAGGAUGUCCUGGAAGAGGCGCAGCCCUAUGACGACCUACAUAAGUACGGACCAAGCGGUUUCAAUGAACCUGAAGGCCUGCGCCCUCGUAGUGCUGAGGAGAAGUCGAAGGAUUACGACGACCUCCACAAGUAUGGCCCACAAGCUUUCAACGAGCCUUCCGGGCUGCGCCCGAUGCAUCCUGAAGAAGCUUCCAAGGCAUACACGGACUUGGACAAAUACGGCCCCAUGACGUGGAACGAGCCUCAUGGACAGGCUCCCAUUCACCCUGAGUUGGCAUCCAAGGCGUAUACAGACCUUGAUCAAUACAACCCAAACGGUUGGAAUGAGCCGCAUGGACAGCCGCCGAUGCACCCAGAGGAGGCCUCGAAGCAGUACAAGGACCUGGACACAUACUCUCAGAAGUUCGACAGAGGUACUGCACCACCCCCAGAGGGAGUGAUUGCUGAGGUUGAGCCUGUAGAUGCGGCUAAGCACCAACCCAUUCAAUACGACGAGCCUGAGAGCCAACGUCCAAGGCCUGACUGGGAUCAGAAUACCUUUGAUGAGUCCAAGAAGUACCAAUCCUACCGUUACAACGAGCCUGACGGCCAGCCCGCCGAGGCGGUUGACCCUGUGUCCAAAGGUCUGAGUGACUUUGACGAGGAGAUCGCCGCCAAGGCGAACAGACGCAUCGCAUACAGUCGGGCGACAGAGCAGGAGAGGGCCGACGAUUUGGAUCUACUUCGCGCUAGCGACGUCCGAGCCAAGAUCCCGACGUCUUCUGGCCAGUCCCGAAGGGAAUAUAGCACGACGAACAGACAGGUGCUGGAGGCUGACCUUCCCCGAUAUGAAGUGAACUGGGAUAUGUCGAGCAGAGCUGCUCGUGUUGCUUUACGGAACUCCAAAAGCAAAGUCUGGGAUCACAUUCCGGCCAGGGAAGACAAGGCAGAGCUCACCGGAAACUAUGUGAGAGAUUUCCCCGAGGACUUUUCGGGGUCCUGGAACAACAUUGUGGCAGCUGCGGAGAGCCAGGCAGAGAACAGCAAGGGCCGGAGCGUCGGGCCGGACGAGGCUGAGGCAGCCUCUUUCGAUGAGAGUUUUCCCAGGUUGGAGCCAGCUCUGGACCGAUCAUCUGCUUCGACAUCGACCCGGUUUUCAGGCAAGAAGAGUCAGUCUGACUCGUACUCGAAAGAGCCGCAGGGCCUCGAGCUGAGCUACUCUGAGGAGACUGGCAGCAAGCAAACUUGGCCCGCCUACGUGCGAUCUUACGGCACGGUGGCCGAUGCUUCGGCCAAUACCCCGUUUCUGCCUGUUCGUGAGCCAACCAUCUACAAGAUUCUCGCGUACGACCCCACCAUGCAAGCCAUUAGCACGGCUGAGACUACGUCUGUUGUUCCAGACAGCGCCACACCGUUGACUCCGGCCGAGGUUCUCCUCCGCUUGUCGAACCCGACCAAGUUCUUCCCUUACUUUAGCACUCUACAGAGAGAAGGGUACGAGAUUGUAUCCGGAAGCGGAGAUGUCCUGGUCUUCCGCAAAGUCCGCGAGGCAGAGACGGCUCUGAAAGGGCAGACGACUGCUUCCUUCGCCCCUGUGAUCGAAAAGCCGACGACAUACAAGGCGCCAAAGGUGAACCCCAUCGACAUGAUGGGGAGCGACCCCGUAGUACCAAGCGCUUACUCUUCCAGUCCUACAGGCUACCUCAACUAUGAUUACCCCGGAGCGGAAACGACAGAAAAGCCCCCACCCCCGUUCAGCCCGGUAAGGAGACGGAACACGAUUUCCUGCGACAGCCAGGAUUUCGAGCCGCCUCGACGUCCGAAACGCAGCAGGGCCAAGAAGAUUGUCCUUGGCGCUGCCUGGGUCGGCGGGAUUUCUUAUGCGAUUGGUGUCGUUGGAGAGUACUUCACGACCGGGGGCAGCGACGGUAGGGGCCCUAAGGGAUUUUGA